CUGAUGGGUGGCCAGGCGCAAGAUAUCGAUGGUUCUCAAUUUUCCCCAUAAGAAUAAUGGUUCAAAGUUUGCGAUAUCAACGUUUGCGACCCGCAACAUCAACCUAUUUAUCGCAAACUUGGAGACAGUGUUUGGAGAAGGCAAAGAAGCAGCAGAGCGUACAUGCAAACUUUUGGAGGCCCUUCUGAACACACUCACCAAAGUGUUCAAACAUGACUCAGUGGGCUUCGUCACACCAGAAAGAUUUGAGCUUCUGUCUGCUCCUCUAACUGACCUGCUGGACAACGAGGUGGGGGGUGUCAUCCUAUACAAGAGGCGGGUACGUGCUCACCUAACGCCGUGCCUGACGCAGCUGGCUGUGGCGGGGGGCGAUGACUCCCUAUGGCGAGGACUGGCCUGCCAGGUGCUACAGAGGCUCAAGGCGGAGGACAGGCCACAGGUUGUGUUGGGGGCCUUGGAGGUGUUCCAGAGCCUGGUGGAGACGCCAAGAGGACUUCCUGAGGCCACUUUGGCAGAUGCCAUUCCACCUAUCUCGGAGGUUCUGGAGUCUACCAACCAGGAAGUUGUCCAGUCCACCGAACUACUCAGCAUCACUGUGGACAACCUACUCAACUAG
This is a messenger RNA of Eriocheir sinensis (Chinese mitten crab), 616 nucleotides long. RefSeq names its product HEAT repeat-containing protein 1-like. Bases 29 to 616 code for a protein of 195 amino acids. The record is from RefSeq and is a predicted model, not a curated record. Gene Ontology annotation, cellular component: small-subunit processome; t-UTP complex; 90S preribosome. The transcript has 5 exons. Lineage: Eukaryota; Metazoa; Arthropoda; Malacostraca; Decapoda; Varunidae. Gene Ontology annotation, molecular function: snoRNA binding. Gene Ontology annotation, biological process: positive regulation of transcription by RNA polymerase I; maturation of SSU-rRNA from tricistronic rRNA transcript (SSU-rRNA, 5.8S rRNA, LSU-rRNA).